Messenger RNA from Amoebophrya sp. A25, 429 nucleotides. Lineage: Eukaryota; Dinophyceae; Syndiniales; Amoebophryaceae. The record is from the annotation of a GenBank genome assembly.
UUCUUACUUGAAAUAUGAGAAUGUGAUCAAUCGUAUUUGAGAAGACGUGCACGAAGGCGAAGAGGAGGCUUUUCGUGUUGUGAAAAAUUUUUCUUUUUAUAUGCCCACUUUGAAAGUAACGAAGUGGGAUAGAACUGGCAGCAUGUAUUGAACAUCAUGACUAAAGUUGUUGGCGGACUACAUCUUUGUAAAAGGCUCAGCUUACGUCAUCUAAGCUUUGACUUGUGGCGUUACCCUCUACUUCUUACUUGAAUUUAAUGGCUAGGGAAGCAAUUGACAUCGAGAUUGUGAAUGUAAUAAUAGAAGAGCUACGAUUUUUGGCUGGCUACGAAAGUAUGGAGAAGAAGACAAAAGUAGUGCUAAGAGAAGUACGGAGGGUUAGAAUCGUAGCUGUUGCGGCCGUUGCUAGCUAAUGUGAUUCGAUUUUCU